Toxotes jaculatrix (banded archerfish) is the source of this 732-nucleotide messenger RNA. RefSeq names its product transcription factor Sox-14. The transcript has a single exon. The coding region runs from base 10 to 732 and encodes 240 amino acids. NCBI's taxonomy places the organism in Eukaryota, Metazoa, Chordata, Actinopteri, Toxotidae. The record is from RefSeq and is a predicted model, not a curated record. Gene Ontology annotation, molecular function: DNA-binding transcription factor activity, RNA polymerase II-specific; RNA polymerase II cis-regulatory region sequence-specific DNA binding. Gene Ontology annotation, biological process: cell differentiation; anatomical structure morphogenesis; regulation of DNA-templated transcription.
GUUCCUGAAAUGGCAAAACCUUUAGAUCACAUCAAGAGACCCAUGAACGCCUUCAUGGUGUGGUCCAGAGGCCAGAGGAGAAAGAUGGCCCAGGAAAACCCGAAGAUGCACAACUCUGAAAUCAGCAAGAGACUCGGCGCGGAGUGGAAGCUGCUCUCCGAUUCUGAGAAACGUCCGUAUAUCGACGAGGCCAAGAGGCUGCGGGCUCAGCACAUGAAGGAGCAUCCGGACUACAAGUACAGACCCCGGCGCAAACCCAAGAGUCUCCUGAAGAGAGACCGUUUUGUUUUCCCGCUGCCGCCUUUACUCGGGGAGGCAGCGGAGCACUUGAAGGGAUUUUCCAUGGACUCCUUCCUGGUCCCCGGUGAUAAAGCCAGAGCUCUCCUCGCUCCCUCCUCCUCCUCGUCCUUCUCUCUACUGGAACCGGUGGCGCAGUUCAGCACCGGAGCUGUCCAGCGGAUGGCGGAGAUACCGCACACUCUGGCCGCAGGCGCUCUGCCCUACGGCGCGCAAACCUUUGGGUACCAGACCGGUGGGAUUGGGGGGCUGGCGUGCCCCGGACAGCACACCCACACCCACCCGUCACCCACCAGCCCGGGAUACGUGCUGCCAUGUAACUGUAGCCCUUGGUCUGCGGCCAGUUUACAGCCUCAGGUGGCUUAUAUUCUUUUCCCUGGAGGGAUGACCAAGAGCGGCAUGGACUCAUAUACUUCACCCAGCUCCAGCGUGUGA